Messenger RNA from Musa acuminata AAA Group (dessert banana), 1637 nucleotides. Its product is annotated as probable trehalose-phosphate phosphatase 6. Gene Ontology annotation, molecular function: trehalose-phosphatase activity. The record is from RefSeq and is a predicted model, not a curated record. The transcript is spliced from 10 exons. Gene Ontology annotation, biological process: trehalose biosynthetic process. NCBI's taxonomy places the organism in Eukaryota, Viridiplantae, Streptophyta, Magnoliopsida, Zingiberales, Musaceae. Bases 162 to 1388 code for a protein of 408 amino acids.
AACUCGCCCACCUCCGCGAACCACAAGCGCCCCAUUGCCGCAGCCUUAAAAUCCGCCCUGCAGACGACUAGCAACAUAAAGAUCCCAUCUUUCCUCCGCCUCCCCUCCCCCAUCCGAUUCGAUACCCCGCCGUUGCACUCGAGCUUUUCCCUCGAUACGCGAUGACGAAGCAGAAUGUUGUGCCGGUGGAGGCCGUGGCCGCCAUCGCGGUGGCGGCGGUGGCCGGCUCGUCUCCCCUGUUUCCCUACCCGCCCCCCCGGUCCUACGGCCGGAGGAAGUACCUCUCCCAGCUCGAGGUCGGUGGCGGCAGGAUCGGCGCGUGGGUGGAGUCCAUGAAGGCCUCUUCUCCCACCCACGCGAAAGCGACCGCCGCCCUGCCUUCCGGCGACGCCGCCGUCGACGAGCAUUCCGCGUGGGUUGUGCGGCAUCCCUCGGCGUUGAACAAGUUCGAGCAGAUCAUGAGCGCCUCCAAAGGGAAGCAGAUCGUGAUGUUCAUGGAUUACGAUGGCACACUAUCGCCCAUCGUCGACGACCCCGAUUCCGCUUUCAUGUCCGACGCGAUGAGAGAGGCGGUCAGGGACGUGGCGAGGUACUUCCCCACCGCGAUCGUCAGCGGGCGAUGCCUGGACAAGGUCAUUAACUUCGUGCGACUGGCCGACCUAUACUACGCUGGUAGCCACGGCAUGGACAUCAAAGGCCCCACGAAGCCCCGACACGACAAGGCCAGAGUAGGCGCUCCUCCUCCUCCCUUCCCACACCAACCCCACCCUCAAACUGAAUCGAUCUCUUGCAGAUUAUUUCGCCUGCAUGCUUAUCCUCUCCUCUCGCUUUGUGUGGUUCAGGCCAAACCCGUUCUCUUUCAACCGGCAAGCGAGUUCCUCCCCAUGAUAGACGCGGUUCACAAGGCAUUGUUGGAGAGGACCAAAUCCACACCUGGUGCCCGGGUGGAGAACAACAAGUUCUGUGUAUCCGUCCACUUCAGAUGUGUGGAUGAAAAGAGUUGGAGUUCGUUGUUCGAGCAGGUGAGGUGUGUGUUGAAGGAGUACCCCAAACUGCGGCUCACUCAGGGAAGAAAGGUGUUAGAGAUUCGUCCCACAAUCAAGUGGGAUAAGGGGAAGGCAUUGGAGUUCCUGUUGGAGUCGCUUGGAUUUGCCAACUGCACAAACGUAAUGCCGGUCUAUAUCGGAGAUGAUCGCACCGAUGAAGAUGCGUUCAAGGUAUUGCGAGACAGAGGACAAGGCUUUGGCAUCCUUGUCUCGAAGUUUCCGAAGGAGACAAAUGCCACUUAUUCCCUGCAAGAGCCAUCCGAGGUUAAGGACUUCUUAGUGCGGCUAGUGGAGUGGAAGCGCCUGUCGAUGAAGGCUUGUUCCAAGGUGCAAGUAGCAUAGAGGUUGCCCCACCACCCCUGUGAAAGCUUAGGUCUGAUGGGACCCAAUGAAACGGGGAGUUCAUGUAAUCCCCUUAUUUUAGGUGCAAAGAACGCCUCAUAAAGAGGCAGAGCAAUCUCUAUGUCCCCUUACUCUUCUUCUUGGACUUGAAAGCACUGCAAUUCAAGCUUUCUUCCCUUUACACGAGCAGCUGUAAUCUUGUAAUUAGAUCUUUGUACAAUCAAAAAAGAAGGAACACCAAUUGUUUUC